This is a messenger RNA of Capsicum annuum, 1696 nucleotides long. RefSeq names its product 7-deoxyloganetin glucosyltransferase. The record is from RefSeq and is a predicted model, not a curated record. Lineage: Eukaryota; Viridiplantae; Streptophyta; Magnoliopsida; Solanales; Solanaceae. Gene Ontology annotation, molecular function: UDP-glycosyltransferase activity. The coding region runs from base 103 to 1560 and encodes 485 amino acids. The transcript is spliced from 2 exons.
UAUUUUCUCUAUAAAUACCUGCACAUUCUCCAACAAAAAUCAGACCAAUAAUCUUUCCUCUUUAGUAAGACAAAUUAAACCAUAAGCUAAGAGAAAUAAGAAAUGGAUUCCAUUAGAAUUAGUCAUGAACUUGACAAGCCUCAUGCAGUUUGCUUACCAUACCCUGCCCAAGGCCACAUAAGUCCAAUGUUGAACUUAGCCAAAAUCCUGUACCACAAAGGCUUUCACAUCACUUUUGUCAACACUGAAUAUAACCAUAGACGUCUCCUUAAGUCUCACGGCCCUGAUUCCCUCAAGGGCUUGUCAUCGUUCCGUUUUGAGACCAUUCCUGAUGGCCUCCCACCAUCUGAUGCCGAUUCAACUCAAGAUAUUCCUUCUCUGGGUCAAUCCACUACCAAUACUUGUUUAGUUCCUUUCAAGGAAUUGCUUGCAAAGCUCAAUAAUACUUCUUCAUCCAACCUGCCACCCGUCUCAUGCAUCAUUUCUGAUGGAUGUAUGAGCUUCUCUCUAGCUGCUGCUCAAGAUUUGGGCAUCCCUGAAGUUUUCUUUUGGACCCCAAGUGCUUGUGGUUUAUUAGGUUACAUGCACUAUCGCGAUCUUUCUGAAAAAGGAUACUUUCCACUUAAAGAUGCAAAUGACUUAACAAAUGGGCAUUUGGAUAUGGCUUUGGAUUGGAUACCGGGCAUGAAAGGUAUACGUUUGAGGGAUUUACCAACUUUCGUGAGGAGUACAAAUUCAGAUGACUUUAUGUUCAAUUUCCUUAUCCAAGAAACAGAUAGAAGCAAACUUGCUUCUGCUAUUGUCAUCAAUACAUUUGAUCCAUUAGAAAAGAAAGUUCUUGAAUCACUUCAGGCCCUUCUACCUCCGAUAUACACGAUUGGGCCCCUGCAUUUUCUUGUAAAACACAUUGAGGACAAGAAUUUGGAGUGCCUAGAAUCCAAUCUUUGGAGAGAAGAUCCAAUGUGUCUAGAAUGGCUUGAUUCCAAGAAACCAAAUUCUGUUGUUUAUGUCAAUUUUGGUAGCAUCACUGUCAUGACUGCGAACCAACUUAUUGAAUUUGCUUGGGGACUUGCCAAUAGUCAGCUGGAUUUUUUGUGGAUCAUAAGGCCUGAUAUUGUAUCAGGGGAACAAGCAAUUCUUCCAUCUGAAUUUAUGGAAGAAACUAAAGAAAGAGGGAUGUUGAUCAGUUGGUGCCCGCAAGAACAAGUCCUUAGUAACCCUGCUAUUGGAGGGUUUUUGACUCAUAGUGGAUGGAAUUCGACCCUUGAAAGCAUCUGCAGUGGGGUGCCAAUGAUCUGCUGGCCAUUUUUCGCAGAACAACAGACUAACUGUUGGUUCAAAGGCACCCAAUGGGGAAUUGGAAUGGAGAUCAACAAUGAUGUGAGAAAGGAAGAAGUUGAAAGUCUUGUGAGAGAGGUGAUGGUCGGCGAGAAGGGCAAAGAGAUGAAGAAAAAGGCAAUGGAAUGGAAGAAAUUAGCUGAAGAAGCUGCUAAAAAACCAUCGGGAUCAUCUUAUGUGAACAUAGACAAAUUGAUCGAUGAAAUUCUCCUCAAACGUUAAGUGGUUGAUUUUCAUUUUUCCUGUAUUGACGUACUGUCAGAUCCAUUAAUUCUUGUUUCCCUUUUUUGUUAUAUAUAUAAUUCGGUGCUGUAAUAUAUAUAUGUGAACUACAUCGAAGUCAUUUGUCCCAAGAAAA